Messenger RNA from Lodderomyces jiufengensis, 606 nucleotides. RefSeq names its product putative lipase (gene RBR2). NCBI's taxonomy places the organism in Eukaryota, Fungi, Ascomycota, Pichiomycetes, Serinales, Debaryomycetaceae. The transcript has a single exon. Bases 1 to 606 code for a protein of 201 amino acids. The record is from RefSeq and is a predicted model, not a curated record.
AUGAGAUUAACUUCAAUAAUAACAAUAAUAUCUUUACUUUAUACUGUCAAAGCAGCAGAUCAAUCAGAUGUACAAUUUUUCACAGCAUUAGUUGGAGAUUUUCAAGAUCAUAAAACAGAUUAUAUACGUUUCUUUGGAACUGCAACAGGUAUACCAGGAGCUUUAUCAACUUUAGCAACUCAAGUUUUAACAUAUACUGAUACUUCAUAUACAACAUUAUUAGAUUCAAAUCAAAUAAAUGUGGGAGAAAUUGAAAGUUAUGCAUCAAAUAUUCCUUGGUAUACUAGAAUUCAAGCUGAGGCUGGUGAGGGAGGUAGUGGUAGUGGUUCAGGAAGUGGUAGUGGUUCAGGAAGUGGGUCAUCUAGUCAAGCUACAAAUGGUGGUUCUUCUACUAGUACAUCUGCAGCUCAAUCAUCACAAAAUAAUGGAGCAUCAGCUACUUCAGCACAAACUUCAUAUGAUCCCCAAAAUUCAAUAGAUUCUUCAAAAGCUGCUGUAGCUGCUGCCAAAUCAGAUGAAGCAGCUGAAAGAUCUACUGCUUUAGCUGCUGGAUUAUCAACUAGUUUUGGAGCUAUAAUUGGUGCUCUAGCUAUUGCUUUAUUGUAA